GGUUACGUAUCCGACAAUGUUUUCUUUAUUCUUCGUACUUCGAAAUCCUUUCAAAAACCCUGAAAAUGUGAUCCGGAAGGAGAACAUAGAGCGGGAUUCUUUGUUUUGCCUUUGUCAUUUCACUUCUUUUAAUCGAGUGACUUAGCGCAUCCUUAACCUUAAUGCACUUAUAUGAAGUAAAAUACCUUCUACCUCCUUUGAAAUCCAAUACGCGAAGUACUUCAGCUCUCAAAUGAUCUGGAUAGAAUUAAUCAAACCGCACCAAUUGAUCUAGUCUUAAAGAUCAGUUUUACGACAGUAAAACUGUGGAAGUUGUCAGAUCAAGCGACAUACCCACACAGAAGCAUAACAUCUCGAAAACUCUAUACUUGCCAAGCAGAUCGUUAAUCAUGGCAGCUCAAGAAUCAGUACCUCCCCUCGACCGUGGUUUCCUUAAAUCCUCGUCUCUGAGAGCCUCUGCCUCUGCCGGGGCCCACACAGCCAACAAAGCCGCCCCACUGAGAAAAACGGUAUCCGCCCCAACCUCACCCCGUAAGGAAGCCUCUGAGAAAACCAAACGAGAUCCUUUUGAUUACCCGCCCUCUCGGCAUUCUCCAAGCUCUUGGCUCGUGGAUUUCUGGGCUUCGGAGGCUGGUGUUUUAGUCCUGGAGUUUUGGACCAAGAGCAAACAAUGGUAUCGAUCCCACGCUUAUCAAUUAGAUCUAGUAUUUCUUGCAUACUCCAUCUUAUUCGUCUUGAUAAUAGUAUCAAGUAGCACAACCUCUCAAAGUAAUUUGGAUCAUCUAUCCGACACCCUUACGCUCGCUGGCACAUUUGCAGAGUCGAUCGAUAAUGGAUAUUUGUUUGAAAGCAUCCCCGUUGAGCUUCGAAAUGCGGGCGCUGAUUUAAGAGUAUAUUAUGAUGCACAUGCGGACUCAAGUCGUAAUCUGAGACGUCAUACGCAAACGUUGAACAACUUGUUAUCUGAAUUGGAUGGGAUAGAUUAUCAUUGGAAGUCAUUUGAGAAUAGUAGGGACAAAGCGGUGACGAGCGUCAAGGAAGAGGUGCAAGCUUCGCGUGCGAUUUUCCAGGCGGAAUUAGAGAGAUUGGGAGGAACGGGAAAUCAGUGGGGGUGGAAAGGAUUAGGGACACAGUUUGUGAAAAUUUUAUUGUUGCGCAAUCCGGGGGAAUCCAAGACGCAUUUCACGGAAAGCAAUUGGAUGAAUAUUACGAGCGAAAUUGAAAAUUACAUUGAUGUCUGGCGAAACAAGAGAAUGCCAGAGCUGAGAUAUAAACUUACUUCUCCCCGAGGGGGUAGAGCCGGCGGACUGCCGGGAUUGAUAAAAGAAGUGAGAGAGAGUUGGCCGGUGAAAAAUUCGGGGAAUAAAAAAUUCAGAGUCGCGCCAGUAUUUGAGCUAGAGGAUGUAGCGAAAAAGGCACUUGGUGUCUUAGGGCAUGCGGAUGGAGUCUAUAAGGCGUUUUGGUAUGCGAUUCAAUUUUUGGAAAAGAGGGGCAUGAAGAAGAAAGGUCCGUUGGGGAUAAAACAUCUUGAGAUAUUAUUAGGGAAAUUUGAUGAGUCGAUCAAGAGAUUGGAGGGAGCAGAAUGGGUAAUCAGGGAGAGGUUGGGUAGUAAGUAUUAUUAGGGGUAGAUUCGCUACCAGAUGGUCUGUUGAGAAGGGUGAAUGUGAGGUAGUUCUUUGGGUAAGGACAGGAAACUCAUUCGCGGAAGGAAAGAAUGAUAUUGACCAGAAAAAUGGCGUACUAGGUUUGUGGAUUGGUAUUGGUAUAUGAUAAUUGCAGGCGUUCUAUUUUAGUAUUUAUUGGGAGAAGGAGCUGCAGUUGAAUUGCCUUACCCUUCUUAAGAUUGUGCAAUCGACAGCCUUACAUCAAAGAAACAUUUCCUGCGGUGAAUAUGAUGCAAAGGUAAAGUCGUCGCUAGCUCA
This is a messenger RNA of Botrytis cinerea B05.10, 1922 nucleotides long. RefSeq lists its product as hypothetical. The transcript has a single exon. NCBI's taxonomy places the organism in Eukaryota, Fungi, Ascomycota, Leotiomycetes, Helotiales, Sclerotiniaceae. The coding region runs from base 390 to 1622 and encodes 410 amino acids. The record is from RefSeq and is a predicted model, not a curated record.